AUGACUUCAUUGAAUGACGAAAACAAUGAAAAUAGUCCACUGUUAGUUGGUCGUACAAUUUCUCAACAGAAACAGCCUGGUUUUACCAUUUUUCAUCGUGUGCUAUUUAGUUUUAAAUUAAUUGCUACCAUUUUUUCAAUUUUAAAUGUUCUCUUAUCAACAGGUCAAUCAAUUGGUUUAACAUUAUUCUUAGGUAGUUUUCAAGGUUUAACAGGUGUUUAUUUUGUUUUAUUUUUUUGUUCAUUAUCAUUCAAUUUAUUUUUUUGGCCUGUUGCUGGUGUUUUAUAUUAUAAACAACAAAUUACUCGAGACAUGCUACAAUUAAAGUGGAUUAAAUAUAUGUUUUUAGCUGGAUUAUGUGAUGCUUUAAAUGGUUUUUUAAUUGUUUUUAGUUCACAUGCAAGUCGUGUACCACCAUCUUUAACAGCUAUUCUUGUACAAUCAAUGAUACCAUUUACAUUUAUUUUAUCAAAAUUAUUAUUAAAAAAUAAAGUUUAUCGUUGGUAUCAUAUUUUAUCAGCUUGUAUUGUUUUUAAUGGUAUUUUAUUUAGUUUAAUACCAACAUUUAAACGAAUACAUGAUGGAACAUCAACAACAGAAUUAAAACAUGGUUGGUAUUGGCCAUUUAUUUUUGUUUUAGGAACAAUACCAGCUGCUUUAAUGAAUAUUGUUCAAGAACAAUUACAAGUAAAAUAUACUGAAGAAAUGAAACAGCAAAUAAAUCAUCGAUCACCAGUUAUAACAAGAUUUUCUGUUAUUUAUUUUCAAGCUGUUGAAAGUUUAUUUCAAUUUUUAAUUAUUGCCUUAGGAUUUGGUCUUGAUUUAAUACCCAAUUUUGGUACAUCCAAUAGUUUACAUGGAUUCUGGUUAUCAUUUUCAAAUGGUUUUAAAUGUUUUUUUAAUAGAGCUGGUAGUGGUGAUACGGCAUCCCGUUGUUCAUUAUCGUCAGGAACAGGAUUAUUAUUUAUUUUUUCAUAUAUUGGUACAUAUAUUACUGCUACAUUUUUAACGGAUCACAUAUCAGCAAAUUGGUUAUCAAUUUUAACAUCUUUGACACCAAUAUGUGCAACAUCAUUUUGGUUUAUAUUUCCAAAACUUAAUGAAUGGGCACAAGCUGGAAAAUUUGAUAAAUGGGAUAUCGGGUUUAGUUUAGGUGCUUUACCACUUAUACUUAUAGGGAUGUAUUUUUAUCGUGAUACAGAUCGAAGAAAUGAACAACAGCGAGAUGAUGAUGAACAUGAACAUAUGAUUGAACAACCUACAGAAUUAUUUUGGUAG
Didymodactylos carnosus is the source of this 1278-nucleotide messenger RNA. The record is from the annotation of a GenBank genome assembly. Lineage: Eukaryota; Metazoa; Rotifera; Eurotatoria; Philodinida; Philodinidae.